GCUGUGCCCCGCGCGCCGUGGGAGGAGAGCGAGGAGACGCAUGACGUGGCAGACGCGGUGGUCGCGGUGGUGCCGUGUCGCCCGGCGAAGGACUCGCUGGCGAGGGACGUGCGAUGGCUGCAGCUGAUGCUGUCGCUCGCACGCUUCGCCAGUCAGGGAAACCCCAGCCGGGCCCGGGAGGUGGCGGCCCAGACCGCUCUGUUCUCCGCUGAACCCCCCCAGCUGCACGCCAUUCACUACGUGGGGCGCAAGCCGUGGUACUGCUUCCGCGACUUUGACUGCAACCGCGUGCUGCCGUACAUGCAGAAGUUCGUCAACGACGCGGCACACAGGCGCUGGUGGCAGGUGCAUGAUGCCAUGGACGAGAGGCUCAAGCCCUGGUGCUGGCUGAGUGAGGAGCAGAAGGAGCAGCUGUGGGAUGCCAUGGAUAAGCGCAGGCAGGAGGGGGCUGACCCUGAGAUGUGGAACUUCACAGUCACCGAUCCGAGAAAAGACCUGGUGCUGCCUUGGGGGGUGGAAGUAGUGGGGAGGAAAGGUGGCCAACGAACGUUGAGCGAGUGGCUUGGAGGUCGGAACUGGCACUAGCAGCAGCUCGUAGACCUCCU
Molecule: messenger RNA, 605 nt
Organism: Closterium sp. NIES-67
Lineage: Eukaryota; Viridiplantae; Streptophyta; Zygnematophyceae; Desmidiales; Closteriaceae
Source: the annotation of a GenBank genome assembly